Molecule: messenger RNA, 4929 nt
Organism: Enterobius vermicularis (human pinworm)
Lineage: Eukaryota; Metazoa; Nematoda; Chromadorea; Rhabditida; Oxyuridae
Source: the annotation of a GenBank genome assembly
AUGUGCAUCGUAAAAGCAGUUAAAUUAUGUAUACUGGCAUAUUUACAACAGCAGUGCCUGGGUGGGAAGAAUUGGUUAUCUGUAAGGGAUUUUUUGCUAAUAUUGAAUAUAGUGUUUUUCAAUGUUGUUUCGGCAGUGAAUUAUACUGUGUUUAAACAGUUAUGGAGACCUCUUGACCUCGUGAUACAUUUGCAUCCAGCUUACUCUGGGCCUGCUAACGACUUCACAGCAUUUGUGUCUAUUGACCUCCAUAUCACUUGUUCGGAUGAUUAUCCUUUAAAAAGUGCUCCCAAAGUUUUUUUGGAAAACCCUAAAGGACUUUCAGACGGAGAUGUCAAAAAAUUGAAUUGUAUUCUUACAAAAAAGUCAGAUGAAAUGUUGGGAUCGGAGGUAGUGCUUGAGCUCUGUCAGAUUGUAGAGGAUUUUUUGUCUAAAAAUAAUAAACCACCUGAGGGUUCAUUUCACGAUGGUAUGCUUCGUGAAAAGGCUGCAGCUGAACACGAAAUAAAGAAGCAGAAAGCUACGACAGAGCAACGUGAGAGAGAAGAAAUUGCCGCUUUUCAAGAAAUUCGACGUGAAAAAUUGUUAUGGAAAGAAGCUGAAAACUAUGAAAGGACUUCAAACAGGCACUUGUCUAUUUUCUCUUCAGAACUUUUGUGUUGCAUCGAUGGUGUAGAAAGGCGUAUCUGCCCUUCUAGUUCAAGCGGUCCGAGGGCUCUAAGUAAUAACAUUUAUAAGGAAUAUUCUGCUCACGUGUUUGACACGGGUAGCGAAGUUUUGGUUACCGAAUGGAGGUUCAUUUAUUCGUUAGGGCGGAGAGGUGCUUUGCGUAAAGCUGACUUUCGUGUGCAACCGUUUCUUGAAAAAUUAAGCGCUUUGGAGGACCAAAUGUUACGAUUAACAAAGUGGAAGGUUGCUUCGCAAAACCUUUGCUCUUACAGCUUCUUCUCAGUUCUAAAAAACUCGGUUUCGCCAACAAAAGUUGACGUCAGAAUUCUGCUUGCUCAGUCUGUAGGAAGCGGUGAUACAGUUUUGUCGAGAUGUGCUACAGAUCUUCUUUUUCGACCGACAGUUCUUUCGAAAUUGGCAGCACAAACCUUAUUGGCUUUAAAAUCCCUUCAUUGUCAACAGUUACUACAUUCGAAUUUAUCUCCUGAUACUAUUUGGGUGACCACUAAUGAGUCUUUUCAGACUUCUGAUUAUUAUUUAAUCCCAUUUAUCGAGGAAGUUCGAGAAGCUUUUGAAAGCGGUGCUGGCAAAGAUGAUCUUUCCACUAAGAGAAGCUUUUCAAGAAAGGACGAUAUUCUACAGCUGCGAAAUUUACUUCAAGCUUAUUCUUCAAAACUAAGUGAUGGAAAAUUUAAAGACUCAUUAUACAGCUUUUUAUUGGCUUGUGCAAGUGCAGAGUCUAUUGAAGAAUUGGUCGACCAUCCGUUUUUAUUGUGUGUAGAAUCACCUUCAUUUGCUGCCUCAAUGUUAAACAAUGAGGGAAUUAAUUUUGACGGUAGUAACAGGUUAAAGAACGAGUUUGUCUAUUUGGAUUUUCUGGGCAAGGGUGGAUUUGGCGAUGUUGUUCUUGCACGGAACAAGUUAGACGGAAACGAUUACGCGAUAAAGAGGAUACCACUUGACCCAAGGGAUGAGAAGCUAAAUAGAAAGGUCAUGCGAGAAGCAAAGCUAUUUUCUGGCCUUUGUCAUACGAAUGUUGUUCGAUAUUUCAGUGCAUGGAUAGAACACGUCCCGAAACCUUCCUCCCCAUCAAGAUCUACAACUGCUGAAAAGGCAGAGGAGGGUGAGCGGCAAAGCUCUUGUGAAAAUUCUAUGUUGCCUGCUAAUCUGCGAAAUAUUGAGUCUCGUGUUGCUGACAUUCCAGUUGAGUCUGCAGCGGAAUGGUCUACUUCUUUCCACAAGCUAGACGUUCAUUCGUCUAGUUCUACUUCUGGUUCAGACGAUGAAGAAUUACCUUUUUUUAAAAAAAACCACUCAUCAAAUGUUAUCAGCACAACCAACAACUCAGAUUUUGAAAUACUCUUUGAAGAAAACGAAGUUCGUGAAGCGGUCGGCGAAAUUAGUGAGAGGGAAUUAGCCGAGUCUGACGAAAAAUCACGGGGAACUGAUUCAGCUAGUAGUUUAGAUUUGGGUUUUAGGGUCUUGUAUAUUCAAAUGGAGUACUGUGAACAAUCGACGUUGAGGUCACUUAUUGAUAGUGGAGAACUUUCUGCUAUUCCAAGAAGAAUAUGGCAAAUUCUGAAACAGAUCCUGCUUGGGCUACAAUACAUUCAUCAGGAAGGGAUGAUACAUCGAGAUAUUAAACCGAUGAACAUCUUGAUUGAUGGCACGGGGACAGCUAAAAUUGGUGAUUUUGGCUUAGCAACUCGCAACUACUUGGAACGACAAAGUGCCUGCACAAUUUCUAGCGAGAAGGAGGAAUCUUUAACGAAAGACAUAGGAACUGCUCUUUAUAUUGCACCAGAACUUCUUUCUACAUCUGGCUUGAAAGUAGAUUACACAGCUAAAAUUGACGUUUAUAGUGUCGGCAUAGUUUUAUUUGAAAUGUUUUAUCGGCCGUUGUUACCUGGCAUGGAAAGGAUAUCCAUUUUGAAGACUUUGAGAAAUUGUUUUUUUUUUCCUGACGACUUUGCGACUGAAGUUCCAGAGGUACAUCGUAAAACGGCUAAAGAUCUUAUAAAAUUAAUGCUCACGUUGUCCCCCGAUGAAAGACCUUCAGUUCGUGAUGUAUUAGAGAGUGAACGCAUUCCAUUGAUCGAACUCGAAGAGAGCGAAUUUCAGAAGAUAUUUUCCCAGACAUAUCGCUCGAGGAACAGUAAACUGCGCCAGUGGAUGCUCGAUACUAUGUUCUCUGAACCAGUGCCACAAGCAGUGGAUUUCUUGUAUGACCAAUUUAUAUGUUUGCCAAAGAAUAGUCUUGGAAUUCCUGCAGUUCGAGCUAUGGAUAUGAUAGAGCAACAGCUUUCAAAGAUAUGCCUAAAUCAUGCCUUUGUGAAAUUUCCUGCUCAUUCGAUUGUUCCGUCUCGGUUGUCGCCGAGCGCUGUUUCUAGGAUGAAAGAAUGCAAGUUUAUAGAUGACUGUGGCACAAGCGUUUCGCUUCCGUUUGAUUUGAGAAGGGCAUUUGUACGGUAUUGCGUUCGUAAUGGUAUUAAUCGUUUGAAAAGGUUUCAUUCCGGGAAAGUCUACGGAUAUACCGAUGAACUUGCUGGUACUCAUCCUGCAGAAAGGUCAGAAUUUUCUGUGGACUAUUUGGGACCGCAUAGUUCUUCACCUUUAUUGGAUGCCGAGAUACUUAUUAUUACUUUAGAAGCAGUUUCCUGCAUUGAACUGUUUCAAUCUUUCAAAUGGGAACUGAAAGUUGGGCAUCUUUCUUUAAUCGCAGCAGCUGCUACAUAUUUAGGAUACAGUGAUAGCAGUGCUCAAAUGAAAAUUCUAAACGCUCUUCAUAAAAUUUCGAGUUCGGAAGAAUUGCUAAAUAAAAAGCAGCGAAUUGACCGGCUUCAAACUUGUGCUGAAAUGUCGCAGAAUCAAGCAACUUCAUUGCUCAGCAUCCUUGAGGGGGACGAAUUUACAAUGAAUGCUCUUCGUGAGCGCUUCCGUCCACUUCUGCGUAGUCGCAACGAUAUGGUUAGAGAAUUUGCUAAGAAAGGUCUUGACGAUUUGACAAGCUGUUGCGGUAUCCUGGAGACUUUUAGUGAUAUGACUGAUCGAGUUAUUUUCGACAGUUCACUAUGCUGUAGGCCAAGUACUUUUUCGAACGGUCUUGUUUUUCAACUCACAAUACUUUAUCCUCGUAAACGAGGUGGAAUGCGACCUGUGGUCAUCUGCUAUGGGGGUCAUUAUGAGGGAAUGCUGGAGCAAGAACGACGUGGAAGAGACCCUGCUCCGCCAACUCCAACAUGUCUAGUCGGUUGUGGUUUUAUUAUGGACUCUCUUGCCAAACUACACUGUGCACGUUUUCCAGGUUUUGGAAAAUCUUUAUGUUCUGCCCUUGUUUGUUCUGUUUCUUCUGAACUGAUUAUGGAGGAAGUUUGUUUGGUUAGGCUGCUCUGGGAAAACAACAUAUCAGCAGAUAUACUUUACGACCCGGUAUCAUCAGUGCACGAAUUGGGUCUACUUGAACACUGCAGUGAGAAGGAGAUUGGAAAUAUAUUAAUAGUAACGGAUAGGAACGAGGUUUUUCUUCGAUCACAUAACACUGAUUAUGGGAAACUGUCAUUUUCUGAUGCCGUCGCCAAGAUUGAUUCAGCUGGCGAGAAUGGUACAGUGUCCUCCUGUGAAAUAAUGGCACGCUCACGGCAAGCGACUAACUCGUCAUCAGUAGCUACUGCCGCGAAUAUCAGCAUUCAUUUCGCAACUUCCGAGAAACUAGCUUAUAAUACAAGAAAAAGAAUUGAGGUGCAAGUUCCAUUAUUCAUGCAAAAAACGUUGGCUAAUUUUUCAUCAUCAGCACGAAUCGAAGUGGUAGUGUGUGAUUUGCCCAGCGAUGCAGUCCGUCAACUUGUCGCCGCCAUAGACAGGAACCUUUCUUUAGAAGAACUUCAUGUUGUUUUUGAUAAUCUUUCUCUACAAUUGAAUAAGUAUAAAAAAGGACUAAAAUUUAUUCAUGAGACUCUGGAGAAUGCUGUUUUGUUUGGUCGGCAGACUUGGUUAAAGGCUAUCUUCCGCUUUUUUGGGGUGUUAAGUAAAUCGAUUUUUGCUCCUAUCGAUUUCCCAGAGGGCACGACAAAGUCGGUGAUAGGUGACGGGAGAGGAAGACGACUUGCGGUGAGGGGAGAGAGGGAACUGCAAAGCACACGGGGAUGGGAGCUGCACUGCGGCCCCGUACAGGUCGUCUCUACCGGUGAUGACAAUGAUGGUGCUAGUGAUGAUGAUGUUGGCCACCACUGCAGUAUCCAUUUUGCUGCAUACAACAAAUGA